GUGGAAAGUGAAACAAGAUGUCAGCCCACAACUUCUACAUCGAAGAUUCUGCUGAAGAAGAUUCCUUCCGGGGUCACAAAUCGUUCAGUAAGUUCCGGGAAGGUGAAUCAAUUGUGAUUGAAGAAACCGAUUCGGAAGCAACGAUUGAAUCUUCAGUAAAUAGUUCCAAUUCUUCUGCCGCUGUGAGUGAAGAGGAAAACAUGGUACAACAGAUGAAGAAACGGCAAAGCAAACGGAUGUCCUUGCACCCGAAAGCAGCGGAAAGUGAGAGCAGUAAUGAGGGUGAGCUGGAAGAUCUGGAUAGUACCAACCUGGUUGAUCUUACCAACGAGGAUGAUGAUGAGGAGGAGGAGGAGGAGGAAGAUGUGGAACAUAGCGUCUAUUCACCUGUAACUCGUAUGAGCAUUUAUGGUGUGGCGGUAGCUGAAGGGAGCGAUGACGAUGCAACCGAUAUUGAAGACGAACAUCGGGGAAAGGAUGAUGAUGUUGAAAGCGGGGAGGAGGAAAUCAUUGGUAAGCCAGCACGUAAAACCCGCAAGAAGGUAUUCAUAUCGGACGAUGAGAGCGAAACGAGCAUUAAAAAGACGUAUGAUGAUACGUUCGAUGCAGAAGCUGACGAACCAGUUGUUGAAAAGGAGAAAUCGAAACUGACUUCACCAUUGAAGGAUAAUGACGAUCAAGACUCGAUAAGCACAAAGCUAUCCUCGACGCUAAAAUCGCUAGAAGCAACAUCUCAGGACGUACAUCAGGACGAGCGUAAUGAAUCGCGUAAUGCGGAGCUGUCUUUCGUCGAGGAUCAUCGCUGUUCCAUUAGCAUGCGCGCAUCAAUUGGAGAAAAGCUUUCCUCAACGCACAUUGGCGAGCAGAUUAUAGGAAUCGCGGACGCUAAGGAAGCGGUUCAGCAGCACAGCAGUAGUGACUCGAGCAGCAUAAAAUUGAUAGAGAAAUCCGAAGAAAUACUUACCGUUAGCAGUGGCGACGAAGAUGAGGAAGUUCAGUUCCAGGGUCGAUCGUCGGGCCCGAAACCUCUCCAGCAAAAUCUUGUCCAACCGACCAUAACUUCGUUUGUGCGUGGCAACAUCCAACAACCAGGUCAGCGAGUAUCGCAGAGCGAGUACGACUCCAAGGUAAGGCGUAUGGCCGAUCUGAAAAGUCAACUCGUGCUGAUCGAGACGGUGAUGAAGAACAGUGCCAAACUGCCGGACAAGGGAGCCGGGCUGGUGCGCCGUUUGGCCGAGAUAAAGGGUCAAAUUUUCGAACUAGCGAAGGACAUAGAAAUGACCCGAGCCACCCCGAGCAAGGGUGUGAAGCGAACGAUACAGCAAAACAUUGAUCUACCCCGACAGGGUGGUGAAAAUUCGCGUAAUACUAGCGCGGAUAGCAAUGCCGGUGGAGGUGGCGUACAACGUGGUGAAUAUAUACCGUGGGACACGAUCAAGAAAACGACGGACGAUAUUCAACCGCGCCACACGGGUAAGCAAGGCAUCGCAACGUUCGAAAACCAAAAGCUACUCACGAUGGACCGUUUGGCAACGUUGCACAAGUCGAUCGAAACCUGCCCGACCGAGGAUACGCUUGCCGAUCCACCGAAACUACUCAGAAUCGAGCUGAUGGAUCAUCAGCGGCAUGCACUGGCCUGGAUGUUGUGGCGCGAAACACAAAAACCUCGCGGUGGUAUACUUGCCGAUGAUAUGGGUCUCGGUAAGACGCUGAGUAUGAUCUCGCUGGUGCUGAAAUCGGCCGAACUGGACCCGGAGGGUGAACAGCUGGAGCAGCGGGAAAGCGACAGCGAGAACGACGAAGAGCAGGAAAAUCAGCAACCGUUAAACGGUGGAAGCUGGAAGAGCAAAGGACGCAAGGACUAUUAUGCGGGUGGGACACUAAUCGUGUGUCCUGCAUCGUUGAUGCGCCAGUGGGAGGGCGAGAUAACGAAUCGCGUCAAGCGCAACAGUUUGUCCGUCUGUGUGCAUCACGGGACACAGCGCGAAUCGAAACCACGGCAUCUGGCAAAGUACGAUGUAGUCAUUACGACGUACAAUAUUGUAUCGCGCGAAAGUAAGGUCUCGGCAAGGGGCGGAGAUGGGGUGUAUGGCGUCAACUGGGAGCGCAUCAUACUGGACGAAGCGCACGUGAUCCGCAACCACAAGAGCAACAUGUCCGAAUCGUGCUGUGGACUGAAGGGACGGUACCGUUGGUUGCUGACCGGUACGCCGAUCCAGAACAAGGAGAUGGACGUGUACGCGCUGAUGAAGUUUCUGCGCUGCACACCGUUCAACGACCUGGUGCACUGGAAGCGCUGGAUCGACAACAAAACGGCCGGCGGUGCAAUGCGCUUGAAUACGAUCAUGAAAUCGAUCAUGCUGCGGCGUACGAAGAAGCAGCUACAGGAGCGUGGCGCUCUUACCAGUUUGCCGAACAAAACGAUCGAGGUGAUUGAGGUAGAGCUGGAAAAGGACGAAAUGAACGUGUACCAGAAGGUGCUGAUGUACUCGAAGAAUUUGUUCGCACAGUUUUUGCAUCAGCGGGCAGAGAAGGAGCAUGCGAUGAACUAUGGGUACGGGAACAAGCGUCCUACCUUUACCCAACGCGGUGGUCCAAAUCACGCAUUCGAUAAGGUGCAUCAAAAGCUAAAAAGCAUACACGAUCGUCACGAUGGCACGGAGGUUAAGCAGCAUCAAAUUUUGGUGCUGUUGCUUCGCCUGCGACAAAUUUGCUGUCAUCCGGGGCUAAUCCACGAGAUGCUAACGGACGACGAUCAGGGCAAUCUGGAACUUUCCGAUGGGGAAGAUGCAGGCCGCAACAGUGAGGUGGAUUUGCUAGGGCAGCUAAACAAGCUGAAGCUGAACGACGUAAUAGCGGAACACGAAGCAAAGCUAGCGAACGGUGGUACGGAUCGGGAGGAUGUUUCUUUGAAUCUUUCGGAAGAGUUUGAUCAACCGGAAGGUGUGGCAAGGGCGGCCUCUAAGCUGAUGCUUAAAACGAACCCGAUCUUCCGUCUCGAUCGUGCUAGCUCGAAGAUUGAAAAGACGAUGGAGCUGCUGGAGGAGAAAAUUUUCCACACCGACGAUAAGGCGAUCAUUGUUUCGCAGUGGACGAGCAUGUUGGACAUUUUGGGUACGCAUCUCGCGGCUCGGAAUGUUGCGUUUGUGUCUCUGACGGGCAAGGUGCCGGUAAAGCUGCGAAAUGAUAUUGUGCUGGCGUUUAACAAACCAUCCGGAAAGGCGAAGAUCAUGCUUCUUUCCCUGACCGCCGGAGGUGUCGGAUUGAAUCUCGUCGGUGCGAACCAUCUCUUUCUGCUAGAUCCUCACUGGAAUCCGCAGCUCGAAGCACAAGCACAGGAUCGAAUUUAUCGCGUUGGUCAAACGAAAUCCGUUUACAUUUGGAAAUUUAUGUGUGCAGAAACAGUGGAGCAAAAAAUUCACGCCCUUCAGCAGCACAAGCUCAGCAUCGCGGACGGCGUCCUGACCGGUACAGUAAACAAGGGCAGCAAGCUUACGAUGGACGAUUUGAAAUCGCUGUUCGGACUGUAA
Molecule: messenger RNA, 3530 nt
Organism: Anopheles maculipalpis
Lineage: Eukaryota; Metazoa; Arthropoda; Insecta; Diptera; Culicidae
Product: transcription termination factor 2
Exons: 5
Coding region: 18-3530 (1170 amino acids)
Molecular function (GO): ATP-dependent chromatin remodeler activity; protein binding; ATP hydrolysis activity
Source: RefSeq, a predicted model, not a curated record